AUGGACUCAAACCACCGUGCUAGGUUUUGCUUCUAUCUUGACAUUCUUAUCUCUAUUUUGGGCCUUUCUUAUUACUGUAUCUUGUAUCCCUUUAAGGCUUCCAGCACGCUGCGCCUUUUCAAGUGUCAAACCAAAGCUAAUCAGUGGUAUUUACUUACUAUGACCCCACCAGACCUGGAUCUCUGCAGCCUCAUCACCAUCUCAGAUCACCUUAUUCUGAUCCUGUUAGAAGAACAAAGAUCUUCAAGACAAUAUACCAUCGCAGGUCAUUUGCAUGUGUUGAGCACUAUCUAUUCUCAGCCUUCAGUAACUGUACCACCUGAGAAACAUCCAACUCAAGAUUAUCCAAACAAUACACCCACGAAACCUACUGUACCUCUCGCACCUGCUCCUAGGGUUGGCUCCAGUAAAAGGCCAGCAUCAUGCAUGCAGGAUAAGGUUAAUGACUGGGAUAAUGUCUCACCCAUGGGUCUAUCCAUGCAUUCAUCAAUCAACAUCCCUUACGCCCACUACGCCAUAAUCUAUCUCAAUAACAUAGGCAGACUUAAGGUGAUGGAAUCUCCGUCUAUCCAGGAGAAAAAUAAAACUAUUUUCACAACCGAAGUCUGUGAAAGAUUUUUAGAAAUCCUUAGUGCCAAGGUAGGAUAUCAACCGCCCAUGGUUCAAAGGUUAUCAGCUGCAGGUGCUACAGCAUAUAGUUAUGAUCCUCAACAACCGCUUAGUAACUUAAAUUCUCUAGCCAACUCUAUGUAUGGUGUGCCGCCAUCUAUCCCAUUCUCAGUCCCCGUUGAGGAAAUGCCCUCUUAUGGAUCAGUGCACAUGGUCAGGCUCAAGAUUAGUGAUACUCCUAGAGUUGCAAAGGCAUUCAUUAAGUUCAUUAAGCCAGGAAAGCAGGUCAAGCACCCCUAUAAUAGAGGUAAACCCCCUGCAGGAGCCCGUCCUGCUUUGCUGACAGACUUAGAAUACCUAUCUCUGUUAAUUCAUAUCAUCUGUAAGCUUAGAAGAUUCGGCAUCACUAUAGAUCAAUUACAGGAAAUUGCCCAUGACUGCAAGCAGCGGCUCAGCGACCCUAACAAACUCCAAAUCUUGGAUGAGGUCUUUGAAGUGAGAAGGAUUAAAGAAUGCUAUAAAAGAGGAGAAGUUAAUGCCAAUAAGAUUGUAUAUAUUAAAGAGAAGGAUGGCGACUCCAAUGUGGAUCUAGACCAGAAGCAUGAGCAAGAAGAUGAUAAUGCGGAUGAGGUACUUCCUAUUCUCUACUCUAAGAUAAACUCAACCAGCCUGAUGUUAAGCUCAGUUAAGCACAUAGGCAUGUGGCUGAGCUUUAGUAAGACACCCCAGGAUAAUCAGACUUUCUUUCCCACGACCUCUAAAACACCUGUAAUAACAGCACUUGUCAGCCCCAAUGAGACACCUGCUGCUUUUAAUUAUAUAACACAGGCGCCCAUCACCUCCUCCACCCUAGAUACUUCACCCAGUCACGCCAUGUCUCAGGCUACUAUGUUAUAUCAGCUUCCUAGGUCCCUGACCUCUCAUCCCCAGGAAAUGCCUCACAUAGCUCACAGCCUGCCGAACCUGCCUUAA
Molecule: messenger RNA, 1581 nt
Organism: Aspergillus novofumigatus IBT 16806
Lineage: Eukaryota; Fungi; Ascomycota; Eurotiomycetes; Eurotiales; Aspergillaceae
Exons: 13
Coding region: 1-1581 (526 amino acids)
Source: RefSeq, a predicted model, not a curated record